UUUGUUAUUGUUGCCUCAUGAUUGUUGCAAUCCACUGCAGAGGUUUUAUAGCUUUCUCUGAAUUUCCCCAAUAUCUAGUCCGGCAGUUUAUUCCCUUUUUUUUGUUAACACUGCAGCUAUCUGUGUGAUUGCAUUGCCAGGUGGCAAUCUAUAUUCGAAUUUUAUCAUCGCUCGUUCCUCCCGGAUAUUGUUAUUUUUUUUCUUUUUAUGGAGGAUCUGCCAACGGCUAAGUCUAGUGUUGCUGGGGAUAGCCUUGGAGAUAUGACUGUCAGUGUCAAUUUGGAACAGUCUACUCCGGGACAACUGUCAAGUCCAAUCCAGCCUGACAGAAAUGGAAAUGGGAGGAAAGUGAAAAGAUACAUUCACUGCAGCGAUGGGGUUUAUGAAGAAUUCAGCAGCGACGAAGAAGGUGUCUACCAGGUCCCUGCCGGUACCUCCCUGGUAGAUCCUAAAACAAUGACGUGGAUGCCUUGGUUCUCCCAUGUGUCUUCCAAAGCCCUGGCUGCUUGUGAUUAUGUCGGGGAGACUCUUGCAGACUUCCUUGGAAUCACUGCCCCAAAAUACCAGUAUGAAAUUGAUGAGGCUAAACGAAUGCAGGAAGAAGAGAAGGCUGAGAAGAGAGCUGUCGAUCUGGAAAUGGCAGGGUGGAGAGAUCAGAGUCCAUCCACUCCAAACCCAAACCGUCCACAAGUUCCCCAAACUAGCACCCCAGCUUCGAUUCUUCCUAAUGUCAUUCCAAACCAGCCAGCCACCGCUGGCACCCACAUCUAGUUCCUUCAUUCACUAUUACAUCACGUGUUAUUUCUUACUCUUCCCACUAUAUCCACACCAACAGAUGGCUCUGUCCAUGCCUUUAGGUUUGUUUUGUUUCCUAAAUAAUAUCCUGGCCGCUUUACAAGCAAAUUUCUAGCCGUUUUUCCCUUGUCAAAAAUUUUGUACUAUAAUGUUUACCAACUGUUGAGAGAGUUUCGUUCAAAUAUGAAAAGCCUGGCUAUAGGUAAGGGA
Messenger RNA from Daphnia pulicaria, 1005 nucleotides. Its product is annotated as protein FAM177B-like. The coding region runs from base 208 to 771 and encodes 187 amino acids. The record is from RefSeq and is a predicted model, not a curated record. The transcript is spliced from 3 exons. NCBI's taxonomy places the organism in Eukaryota, Metazoa, Arthropoda, Branchiopoda, Diplostraca, Daphniidae.